UGCUGGAUUACGAAAGCGGAAGUGCAGAUUUUCGAUCUGAAAGCGGGUUUCUUUGUAAAAACAGAGGGAUGGACGGAGACGAAAGAGCAACUUCUGAAAGGAUUCUGCUGGAACCGUACAAGUACUUGUUACAGCUGCCAGGAAAACAAGUCAGAACAAAACUCUCGCAAGCGUUCAACCACUGGCUCAACGUCCCAGAGGACAAACUGCAGGUGAUUAUUGAGGUGACUGAGAUGCUACACAACGCCAGUCUGCUGAUCGACGACAUUGAAGACAGCUCGAAGCUGCGGCGCGGUUUCCCGGUGGCUCACAGCAUCUACGGCGUGCCGUCGGUCAUCAACUCCGCCAACUACGUCUACUUCCUGGGCCUGGAGAAGGUGCUGACGCUAGAGCACCCCGAGGCCGUGCACGUGUUCACCCGUCAGCUGCUGGAGCUGCACCGCGGCCAGGGUCUGGACAUCCACUGGCGGGACACCUACACCUGCCCGAGCGAGGCCGAGUACCGCGGCAUGGUGCUGCAGAAAACCGGCGGCCUCUUCGGCCUCGCCGUGGGCCUCAUGCAGCUCUUCUCCGACUGGAAAAGAGAUCUCAAACCGCUUUUGGACACUCUGGGACUCUUUUUCCAGAUACGGGACGACUACGCCAACCUGAACUCUAAAGAGUACAGUGAAAACAAGAGCUUCUGCGAGGACCUGACGGAAGGCAAGUUCUCUUUCCCCACCAUCCACGCCAUCUGGUCGCAGCCUGAAAGCACGCAGGUGCAGAACAUCCUGCGGCAACGCACUGAAAACGUGGAUAUCAAACGCUACUGCGUGGACUAUCUGGAGAAGGUGGGCUCGUUCGCUUACACCCGUCAGACGCUGAUUGAUCUGGAAGCCGAAGCCUAUCGGCUGAUUGCCGAGCUUGGAGGGAAUCCCGAACUGGAGGCCUUGGUGCAGCACCUGAGUCACAUGUAUAAAGAGCCAGAGGGCGGAGCUGCAGCCGGCCAAUCAAAACAAUGACUUUGCACUGUGAAUGAACCUUACUGUUACUCUGACUCCACAGCAAAUUGCCUUUAGUCCAAAGUCUGUUGUUUUGUCUCGUUUAUUUUUCACGCCAUUGUAACUGACAUAUAAAAUGUAACAGGAACUCAACUGGCCUCUUAGAAAUAUUUUGUUCAAUAUAUGGUCUUGAAAUUAAAAUGUACUGUAAUCGCCAUCUAACGGUGGACAGAUGCUACUUGUUUUAUUAUGAAUGACAACCGUAAACAGUCAAAUACAUUUAAACAAUGCAUGUAAUUUCACCACAAAAUCAAAGCAAAUACAUUAUUUUGCCUGAAGAACGUUAAGUCAAUUUGAUAUAUUUUUGACUAUUUUCAUGACAAUAAUUUGUAAUAAUAAUAAUAAUUAUUAUUAUUGAU
Messenger RNA from Labeo rohita (rohu), 1399 nucleotides. It is a transcript of the gene ggps1, whose product is annotated as geranylgeranyl diphosphate synthase 1. Gene Ontology annotation, molecular function: prenyltransferase activity. Bases 69 to 1001 code for a protein of 310 amino acids. The transcript has 4 exons. Lineage: Eukaryota; Metazoa; Chordata; Actinopteri; Cypriniformes; Cyprinidae. The record is from RefSeq and is a predicted model, not a curated record. Gene Ontology annotation, biological process: isoprenoid biosynthetic process.